Molecule: messenger RNA, 2284 nt
Organism: Paramisgurnus dabryanus
Lineage: Eukaryota; Metazoa; Chordata; Actinopteri; Cypriniformes; Cobitidae
Product: germ cell-specific gene 1-like protein
Cellular component (GO): plasma membrane
Source: RefSeq, a predicted model, not a curated record
AGAGAAUAAAGAUAGACACAGACUGCUCUAGCAAAAAGACAAGGACAUAAAAGAUACAAAAAGAAGGGAAAAUAAAUGGAUUCAAGUAGGAAGAAAUGACCAUGAAAUGACAUAGGACGACUGAGAUGUUCAGCAUGUUGGACCACAUGUCCAGACGUUCUCGCUCCCUGCUGUCUCUUCUCUUGACCUCUCUUGCCCUGGCUUUAUCUGUGCUGGCUUUCUGCACAUCUUACUGGUGUGAGGGAACACACAAGGUGGUCAAACCUCUCUGUCUUUCACCUGUAAAGAUGAAGAACUGCGGCCAGAACAACAGUGAGCCGUACACUACAGAUAGCCCCACCCCAGAUCCUCGGGGUCCAUCCAAUAGAACUUUAUCACCAAAGCGAAGGGAGGAACUUGCUAAGAUUCGACAGAGGCAAUUGGCCAAUGCCGUCCACUACAUUUGGGAGACAGGAGAAGACAAGUACACUUUCCGAUAUUUCCACACAGGAUUUUGGGAGUCUUGUGAAAAGCAUGCUGAUGGUGAACGAUGUCGCAGGUUUUUAGAUCUUACACCUGGAGAGACUCACGGUGUUCUGUGGUUGUCAAUGAUCGCUGAGUUCAUGUACAUCAGUUUAUUGGGGAUGGGGUUUCUACUCAUGUGGGUGGAAGUCCUGUGCUUUCAUAAAGAAAUGCAUGUGCUCAAAAUCAACGCCUUCGCAGCCAUUUGCAUCGUUCUCUCAGGAUUAUUAGGGAUGGUGGCUCAUAUGAUGUACACCACUGUAUUUCAGCUGACUGUGAUUGUAGGGCCUAAAGACUGGAGACCACAGACGUGGGACUAUGGCUGGUCAUUUGCGCUGGCAUGGGUGUCUUUUAGCUGCUGCAUGGGUGCUGCAGUUAUGACUCUUAAUUCUUAUACCAAAACAAUCAUUGAGCUUCGUCACCGACAGAGGCUUCGACUGGAGGAGGCUCGUGCUACAAGCCACGCCCCAUCUUAUGAUGAGGUGGUUCCAGGAGGCGGGUUGUACUCUGUCAGCGGCCUGUUACAGUGCCCAGAUGUGAUGAUGGACUCUAUGUGGGCAUCAGAUGGGAACAUGGGAAUGAUGAGAGAACAGGAUGUGCCCACCCUGAUGCUGGUUGGUGGGUGUGGAACAGGCGCAUGCGAGGACUGCGAGAGAGAAUUGGACGAGUUGAAGGAAGCCUUGAAAGGAAAAGACUCACCUUGUUAAAAGCCUUAUGUUAUAUUUGUCUCAUCAGCAGAGUGAAUUUUGGAAAAAGUAUUUAUGUUUAUGGAUGAUUUUUUAAUGCAUGAUAUGCUAAAAUCUGGGCAGUAUAAAAGGAAGCAGGUGUGAGACAGGUGUCACCUUCUGUGUGUAAUCCUGCAAUAAGUGGAUUUCACAGCGCCAGGAUUUUUUGAUUUCUGGAAUAGUAUUAGACUUUCAAUUGGAUUAUACAGAGAUCAUGUCAGAUCACAAAGCCUGUGUUAUUAUCAGUUCUGAAGUCAAAUCUAUGUGUUUUCUUUAUUUUAUUUGGUGUCGGAUUAACACCCAAGCCAUAGAAGUUCAUAAAUAAGAACCCAAAGCAGUCACUGACGAUGUAAAAGGAAUGAUGUCAUCUCUUGUUAGUCCAUGUGAAAUUUCUUAUACAGUACUCUUCUAAUAACUUGUUGUCCAAUGCAAAAUGGCAAAUGGAAAUAUGUGUUGCCUUUAAAGAUGGUGAUAAAUGUACAGUUGCCACAGAAGUCAAUGCCAUCCUAUUACCAUUUAAAGUGGCCAGAAUUUUAAAAUCUGUUUGUUACAAUUAUCAGAAGUUUUUUCAGGACGUGAAUUUGUAAUUUUUAAAAACAGUAUAUUUAAACUAUACUGUAAACGAUACAGAAUGAUUACGUUAUAAUUACAUGCACUAUUGUUUAUUAUACAGUAUACAUUAUAGCUUUACUGUAUACUGCUAGGGUACUGUAAAAGCAUUGUGUUCAUCUAGCAGUCAUGCUGACGCUUUUAGAGGAAGGUUCUUAUGAUUGAAACAAUUGUUGACCUUUUCCGAUUGGGGUGAGCUAAUUUGCGGUUUUGUUCUUUCAAGUUUUCCUGUUCACCAUGUGGUCAACAGAGAUAGCCUGGAAAUCUGUUUAGUUUUACAGCUGUCACAGAGACUGGUGUGAAGUCAUAUCUGGCAGAUGUCCAGUUAAAUCAAAGAUAUUGGAACUAACAAGACUGAACACCGCUCAAUAUGGCUGAUCUGCUGCUGGAAGUCCCGCCUUCCGGUUAAAAGAACCAAACAUCAAUCGAUAAAGACUGAUGAUCCUCUG